UCGAUUCGCGCCGUCCUCGCCGGCGCGAUGCGCGGGGUGACGUCAUGGCGCCGCGUUUACGGCAGUGAGGGUCCGCAUCGCAUCCGUGCGUGAGCGUGCGAGCGAGUGAGCGAGCGAACGAACGAACGAACGAACGAACGAACGAGCGAGCGGAAUCUGUCUGUCGAUGGCGAGAGAAAAGGGGCAGUGUCAUGCCGUGGCCCUGACCUAAGCCUCUUCUCCGGCCAUUCAAGCCGCGAUCACCCCGGUGCGCCAUCCUCCGUUCUCAGUUCCUUGAAAUCCGCGUCGUACCCCGGGGGAAGAAACAACAGCCCGCCGAGCUUGGCCGAGAGGACCCGCGCCUGCCUUUCCUCCUCGCGCGGCAAAUCGCAGCAGCGGGCCUUGCUCUUCUCGCCUGUUCCCUACGCCAUGUUACAGUCUCACCUCGAGGACUAUUUGCCGUAUCUGGGUGGUGCGGCCGGCGCUCUCUUCGUCACCGGGGUGGCUUACUGGGCUUCCAGACCGACGGCCGAGAAACCGCUCUUUCCGCUCGAUGCUCAGGCACUGCUUCUAUCGGGCAAUGAGCACAUCCGGGUGUCCAAGUUCUACAAGGAGGGCAAGGAGGGCAAAUUCGUCACGUUCCUGCACGAGGACACGCGCACGCUGUACGAGGGCUUUCGUCGCGGCGCCAAGGAGUCUAAUAAUGGCCCCUGUCUCGGGUGGAGAGACGGGCCCAACAAACCCUACCAAUGGCUUCAUUACAACGAGACGCUGCUUAGGGCGAAGAAUUUCGGUUCCGGCCUAGUGUCCCUGGGGCUGGCCCCUGGUCAACAAACCUUAGUAGGUCUGUACAGUCAGAAUUGUCCCGAGUGGAUUCUCACCGAGCAGGCAUGUUACUCGUACUCGCUUGUGGUGGUGCCAUUGUACGACACUUUGGGCCCGGACGCCUGCGCGUACAUCAUCAAUCAGGCUGACAUUAAUCUGGUGGUAUGCGAAGAUGACCAAAAGUGCAAUUUACUCCUCGACAAAGCGCCGAGGUGUCUACGAAAGCUGGUGGUGGUGAAGGAGACGCGGCCGGCGACGAAUCAGCGGGCGAAGAACCGCGGCAUCGAGCUGUACAAGUUCGACGACAUCGAGCGGCUCGGCGCGCAGAAGAACCACCCGGAGCUGCCGCCGAAGCCGUCCGAUCUCUGCACGAUAUGCUACACCUCCGGCACCACCGGCAACCCGAAGGGCGUCAUGCUGACGCAUCAGAACGUCAUGGCGUCGAAUUGCGCGGUGAUGAUGCAGCUGGGCGACCACGGGAUCACGUCCAAGGACACGAUGAUCAGCUUCCUCCCGUUGGCGCACAUGCUCGAGCGCUGCUGCGAGAACACCCUGUACAUGAUGGGCGGCUCCGUCGGCUUUUACAGCGGUGACAUCAAGAAGUUGCCCGAGGACAUGAAAGCCCUCCGGCCUACCGUCAUGCCGGCUGUGCCUAGAUUGCUGAAUCGCAUAUACGACAAGGUGCAGUCCGAACUUCAGAACUCAUUUCUGAAGAAGCUAAUCUUUAAUAUGGGAAUGCGGGCGAAGGAGGCGGAAAUCAAGAAGAGCAUCGUGAGGAUGAACAGCAUAUGGGACAAAAUCGUGUUCAAGAAGAUCCAGGAAUCGAUGGGCGGCAGGCUGAGGCUGAUGCUCGUAGGUUCCGCGCCGUUGGCGGGAAAUGUCCUCACGUUCACCAGGUGCGCCCUUGGCUGUGUCAUCGUCGAGGGCUAUGGCCAGACGGAAUGCACCGCGCCAAUAACGCUCACUAUUCAGGGCGAUCAUGUGCCGGAACACGUGGGACCACCCGUAGCUUGCUGUUGCGUCAAGCUCGUCGAUGUUCCGGAGAUGGAAUAUUAUGCGGCGAAUAACCAAGGCGAAGUGUGCGUCAAGGGUACUAAUGUCUUCAUGGGAUACUACAAAGAUCCGGAGAAAACUGUCGAGGUCAUCGACGAACAGGGGUGGCAUCAUACAGGAGACAUCGGCAUGUGGCAGACUAAUGGAACGUUAAAAAUAAUCGAUCGAAAGAAGCAUAUCUUCAAGUUGUCGCAAGGAGAAUACAUCGUGCCGGAAAAGAUCGAAAAUAUUUAUUUACGCAGCCAAUAUAUACAACAAGUAUUCGUCCAUGGAGAAUCCUUGAAAUCUUGUAUCAUAGCAAUAGUAGUACCAGACGUAGACGUAAUCAAAUGCUGGGCGGUGGAGAAUGGUAUACCCGGUACAUUUAGCGUCCUAUGCGCCAAUCCAGAAGUCAAAAAGUUAAUCUUGGACGAUAUGUUAGCGUGGGGAAAAGAAGCUGGUCUGAAAUCCUUUGAACAGGUUAAAGAUAUUUAUCUCCAUCCAGACCCGUUCUCCGUACAAAAUGGACUUUUAACACCAACGCUAAAAUCGAAACGGCCUCAAUUGAAAGCGUAUUUCAAGCCACAGAUAGAAGAUCUCUAUCAACACUUGGACUGACCAGACUGAGCGACCGUGCUAUCGUUCAUCCGCACCAGCACUGAACGCAAGGAAAUACGUUCGAUGGUACGAGAUGGAAGCAAAGCGCCUUUCUUCGUCGCCGUUCUUUCACCGAAGUCACUACUUUCAUCAAAUAUUCGUUAACCCUCGAUACUUUUAUUAUAUUAUCAUUUUCACAGGUACAUAUUAGGGACGCAGAGACAAAAGAAAAAGCACCGUUUAGGCUAAUUAAAUGAUAAUAUAACAUGUAAUAAAAGAAAUUAUUAUUAGGCGCGUCUAAUUUCUCUCUUUUUCUCAAUUACAAGCAUCCUUUGAUACUUUCGGUGAUGGAUUGUAUUUACAAUUCGAUCCUUAAACCCACGCAUACCUCAGUAAUGUACACAGUGACUGUUGUUAUUCUCAUGUAAGAGACAAAGUUAUAGAAUGCAUUUUUAACUGAUAGAGUCCAUCGCAGUGAACUUACCCGAUUACGAUUCAGGUCAAAAUCACAACAAUUACAUAGUUAACUCGAACAUGAAGAGGUAAUAUUUCAACGUGCCCGAUAAUUUGGCGCGUACAACAACGUUGAAUACCUUGAAUAUUAAUAAAUACAUUUCUUGUUGAAUAUA
Molecule: messenger RNA, 3062 nt
Organism: Pogonomyrmex barbatus (red harvester ant)
Lineage: Eukaryota; Metazoa; Arthropoda; Insecta; Hymenoptera; Formicidae
Product: long-chain-fatty-acid--CoA ligase 5
Biological process (GO): fatty acid metabolic process
Cellular component (GO): membrane; endoplasmic reticulum
Molecular function (GO): long-chain fatty acid-CoA ligase activity
Source: RefSeq, a predicted model, not a curated record